Messenger RNA from Colletotrichum godetiae, 594 nucleotides. RefSeq lists its product as uncharacterized. The record is from RefSeq and is a predicted model, not a curated record. Lineage: Eukaryota; Fungi; Ascomycota; Sordariomycetes; Glomerellales; Glomerellaceae. The transcript has a single exon. Bases 1 to 594 code for a protein of 197 amino acids.
AUGGCAAUGUACCUUGCGCUUUCCGUGACCUCUUCGAGAAAGUACCUCACCCCGCGGUACCUUCUUGCCGAGGGGGGGUGUGAGUCUGUCAUUGAUUAUUGGGAAACUACCCAAGGUACGAGAACGCACACAAUCUUAGAAUUCCUUCCUUCCAGAGAGGCAACCUGCAUCGCGAGCCUACCUACAACUAAUUCCCUUCCUCAUCGAAUCUGCGAGUCUUGCUACCAGAAGCACCUCUUCAGUUACGUGAUCAUGUCCCUUCGUUUGCCCAACGCAAUGACCGGGCCAUCUGCCGUCAAGUCAGCGUCCAAAAUGGUACCCCUUCCAGACUAUGCAUCGUUGACUAUGCUCAGGCUACCUCACGAAGCAAUGCAAUAUUCCAUCUCUGUCCGUGACAGAAAUGCCCUGUUCCUCACACUCUAUUCGCACCGAUAUGGCCAAGCUACGUCCGUACGGUGGAGAGAUCUGUUUUUCUGUCGAUUCUUAAAUGCCUAUGAUCAAGAUCGCGCAAAGCCGUCGUCAACGCCAACAACACCAACCGAAGACAAGGCACCAACACUCGGUCAAUGUCUUAAGACCAACGACGCCUCUUGA